UAACAGCUGACCGAAAAGAAGAAUGAAUAACAUACUAAAUUUACAGGCCUUUAUGCAACAUUUUUUUUAAUACUUGUAAUCGUUUCUGUGCAAAUGCUACUAAGGGAAUGGAUUUUUCAUCUCAAAAAGAUCUUCUUUUAAAAGAAUUCUUGGGAUCGGUGAAAGCUUGCCAGGCCAAGUAUGGUAGUAAACAAGAACUAGCUACUGAAGCAGACCCAAGAGUAUGCAGCGUGUGCUCCUCCGUUGAGCAGUUUCUCUGCCAUGGCAUCAAGCUCUCUAAUUCAACCGGUCCUUCUGACUCUUCAGUUAGUGCUAUAAGACAGGUGACUGAGUACGUUUCUUCUGGCCUUCAGUUGAGUUUUGGCAGCAGUUCUGACAGCAGUGCCUCCUUAUUGCCUCAUGCUGUGGCAUGGACUUUCAUCUCAUCACAGCUGACUGCUCACGAGGCAUCACGCUUCUUGCGGCUCCGCCAUGUAGCCUGCGCCACGGGCAGACUGCGAGCUUGGAUCAGAAGUGCUCUCAAUGAACACUCAAUGGAACGAUACCUCAGAAUCCUGCUGAGCAAUACACUCUCCUUGGAGAAGCACUACGAGCCCUGGGCGUUCCUCAGAGACUCGUCCAAGGUGGCUGAACUGCCGCAACUAGCGCAAGGUCUUGGCAAGAUAUUCUUCGCGCUUAUCAUAGACAAGGCCAACAUUUGUAAGGACACGGGAUGCUCUGAACAUCGCUCGUCUCGGUCGUCCGCAGAUUUGUCGCUCCACUCUGGUCGCUCCGUUCACCUCGUUGCUGCCUUGCCUAGGAGUAAAAGCCAGGAUAAAGGGUUGUCUGCUGUUGUGCAAAGGCGUGAACUGAAGCGCAGAAAGAAGAAGGCGCCAUCCCAGCUCGUAUCUUUUGACGAGGACCCGUCCAUCAACCCAGCCAGGUGUCACUCUUCUACUGAUGCUGGCUCCACUAAGUCUCAGGACAGUUUAGACCGACACGAGUCCCCCUUGUGGGUGCAGUCCGCCCCCACGACGUGCCUGAACAGCCCCGCGCUGUCGGGGGGCUCGGCGACCCCCUACGCCGACACCAUCGACCAGCUCAUGGCCUGCAGCGACGACGCCUUCUCGCACCCCGCCGGCCUGGACGUUGCGCUGGAUGCUGCUGCGCUGCUCGAGGAAACUAGUGGUGUCGUUAGUUGCACUGAGUCUGUUGCUGGUGUUACUAGUAGCAAUGAGUCUGCUGCUGGUGUCACUAGUAGUACUAAAUCUGCUCCUGGUGUUGCUAGCAGCAGAGAGUUUGCUGCUGGUGUCAGUAGCAGAGUGAAGACUGCUGCAGAAUCUAAUUUCAGUGUUACUUGCACCACCAAGUUUGCCGCUGAGUCUGAUGCUGGUGUCACUAGGAGCAAUGAGUCUGCUGCUGAUGUUACUAGCAUCAGAAAAGAUGUGGGUGAAGUGGACAACCAAAAGAAAAGUCCAAGUGGAGAUGGCAACUGUGAUGGAAAGGUUGAUAAAGAUGGCAACUGUGAUGGAAAGGUUGAUAAAGAUGGCAACUAUGAUAGAAAGGUUGAUAAAGAUGGCAAAUGUGAUGGAAAGGCUGAUAAAGAUGCCGACUGUAAUUUUAAUUCGAAGCAAAGCGCGAUUAAAUGUGUGGAUUUGGAAAAAAUCCUUUGUGCCCCUGUGUUUAGGUGUGAAAACUCUGGUGAAUCUCAAGUAAACUUAAGUAUAUUUCCUAAACAUGAGCGUGUGGCUGUAAGUUCUGCAAGUAUUCAGAGUAGUGAAAAUUGUAUACAAAAUCUUGAGUCACCUGCUGUACUAGAAGUCGCAGGUUGUAAAAACUCUUUGGAUCACGUAGUAUCAAAUUUACCUGUCGAUGACCAUUCAUCAACUUUAAAGUCAGGUAGCAAACUCUUUAAUUGUUCGCACCCUAGACAAGAGAUGGACGAAUCGCCAAUCCAAACUUGCGAUGAUCUAUCUCCGGAAUCCAAACAAACAUCUUGUACGAAUUUAUCCGACAUCUCCUCCACCUCUUCACUAUCAAGAAAGUCUCCUAAUCAAUUGAAUUACUGUACAACGUUUGGUCUUACAAACGAUAAUCAGCGCGGCAAUUCAAGUGGAGCCAAAUGUGACAGCCGCUUGUCAGAACUCCAUAAUGAAGACAUGAAUGUGAAUUGUGCAGAGAAUUCAUUUUUAACGAGUUCUAGUAAUUCCCGUGCAUCUGUGAGGCCUGAUAUUUUAAAUGUGAUUCAUGGCGAAGAUACUAGCCAUGGUCCGCGUGACCGCAGUACCACUGUAGAAAAACAACAUUUUAAUAAAACUGCAUUUCUUGGCCAACCUUGGUCCGAACGUAGUUCUGUGAAGCCCACAUGCGAAGACGAUUCUGGCACAAAUCGUGCUUCUAACGACCGAAUGAUUUCCAACGAACGCGUUUGCCUUUAUUCAGUCCCAACCUCAGCCUUGUCAUAUCCUCCCAAACUGCUGGAAUCUUCUCAAAUUUGUGCCACUGUAAAUAAUACCUGUGGCGUUGAUACAUCCACUGAUCCCAUGUCGCGAUCUUACGUUAAGUCCAUAAGCCAGGAUUCAGAGAGAGGUGGGGGCUGUUACAACGACGUUCUAGAAGAACUGCUCAACGCAUAUUGCCCAGCGCCUCCUUAUUCCUCUCAGCCUUUUAGUUCAAUACCAAAGGCACGGGAUGGUUAUUCUGCUCAGAUUCUACCUACUACUGACGAUGUUUACUAUUCAUCGGAUCGAUCUCUUCAACGUAAUUUAGAAACAUUUUAUCCGUCUGUAGAUAUAUUAUUAGAUAAUCGUGGCUUACCUUCAGUCGGUGUUACUCGGGAUUCGUCUCAGUCAAUGUCCGGAGUAGAUUUAGGCUGCAGAGCAACGAAAUCCAAUCCAGAUUCAUCAAUCACAAUGAGUGUAUCUGGACCAAAUCAUUUACUGUCCAAAAGAAAUGAUCUUUCUACAAUAGAAACACCUCAAAAAACUCUUUGUAUAAACUCCCACACUUCAACGGAGUCUUGUAACCAUCGUUUGGAGCACACAAGUGUGAAAAAUAGCGAGAAUGAAUCAUGUUUGCAUGGUGAAAUCCGUGUAGGUUUAGAGACUUUUCCUACGGCCUCUGAAGAGGAGCAAGAGGAACAUGACCUCAGCAGCUCUCAUCAUCCAAAUGUAACGUCAACAUCAAUUUCACGUGCAUCUUCUACAGCAAUAAAUGCGUUUAAAACGUCGAUUGAUGCAGCCAAACCAGCUGAAGAAUCGUCACUCCAAACUUCAAUAUCAGUUACGUCAAACUCGACAGUCCCUUUAAUAGCCAAGGGCUCGAAUAUCCCUGUUCAGUUGUCAAGAAAUAGAACAAUUUCUCCUAAUACAGCUACUAUACUUGACCAGUCGUCAAAUACUACACAAGUUUUGCCUUUUUCGUCGAGCAAAAUAACGAUCAAGUCAAGCUCGUCAAGCGUUCCCUCGUCAACAGCAGAUCGCUCAUCCCUCGGCACCAGAAAAACUCAUAAUAAUUGUAACCGCAGUGAAGGAAGCAGCAGCGACUUGGACUUGGGGUCGCAUAAGUCAAGCUUGUCCAACUUGUCGGAUGGCAGUGCUUUUUCCAGCGAUGCCGAGGCUUCAAAAUCUGAGCUAUUAAACAAACGCGUGACUGCUUCCGCUAGCGCUGCUGCAGAGCCUCCGUUGGCGACAGUCGAAAGUGUUUCUGCUGUCGUCACUACUUCUAGCUUCUCCACGUUGUCAAUAGAAGAGCUUCGCACCGCUAUACUUGACUUAAGCCAGCGUCGUGAAGCGUGUGAGAAGCGGAGGCGAAGCGCUGAAGAGCGCGCUGAAGCUGCUGAAGCUGAGAGCGAGGAGCUCAAGAAAGAACUCAGUGAAAUGAAGAGCAAGGCUGAAGCUUGCUCUCUAGAAGCGACUCUCAGAGAAGAGGCUCUCAAGAGAGAGAACGGCUUACUGAGGAAGCAACUGGGCAAAUAUAUCAGCGCCGUACAGUUGCUGAAGCGCAAGCCUGAUGACGACACUGCAGCUAAUACAACUGUAGCAGAUGUUGCAAAUGUAGCAGCUGGUACAAGUGUAGCGGCUGGCACAUAUGUAGCAGCUGGUGCAAGUGUAGCAGAUGAACUAGUUGUGGGUGCAGAGCUGCGACCACAGCUAGCGCUGCCACCACCACCCAAGUAUCGGGACUACCAUGCAGAAGCUGAGGCCUACGAGAACAAACUUAUCCAGGUUGCUGAGAUGCAUGGCGAACUCUUUGAAUUCAGUGAACGACUGCAGAAGAUAAUUCGAGUUCGCGAAGCACAGAUCGCCUCGCUGCGGCGCGAGCUUGUCUCUCUCAGAGGCCCCUUACCGGACCACCCGUCUCUGGAGGCGCACCUACAAGGCCCCUUACCGGACCACCCGUCUCUGGAUGUGUAUCAGGUGAGUUCUGAUCAGCACCACGUGUAUCAGGUGAGUUCUGAUCAGCACCACGUGUAUCAGGUGAGUUCUGAUCAGCACCGCGUGUAUCAGGUGAGUUCUGACCAGCACCAUGUGUAUCAGGUUUAUGUGCGGAUUGUGGACGACGAGUGGACAAUUUACCGCCGCUUCGCGCACUUCCACGAACUGCAGCGUCGCCUGCAGAAGACCUACCCUGCAGUGAGGAGGAUACCUUUCCCCAGCAGGAAACCCUUCGGCUACAAGGAUGACAGCGUAGUGUCAGCUCGGCGCAGUCAGCUACAGGAGUUCCUACGACGCGUUGUCAACCUGUUGCUGACAUGUUGCCCGCAGCUGGCAGCCUCCCCUGACAAGACCACGCUCACCGCCCUCCUGCCUUUCCUUGCAGAGAACAUCACCAACAACGUCACCGCCACAUCCCGCCCCUUACAGCCGCAGUACAGCGGCCUCUGAUGACGUCACUUGCAGCUGUAACGUCGCUUGCAGCUGUAACGUCACUUGCAGCUGUAACGUCACUUGCAGCUGUAACGUCACUUGCAGCUGUAACGUUACUUGCAGCUGUAACUUAUUUAUCUUCAUUUAGACUUCUACUGGAGGGAGGAAUUCCUAGACCAAACCACGGAAUCACACUGAAUUAUUCGUUUUUUAAUCAAGAUCUCUCAUUUUUGCUGAAUAAUUGUACCUCAUUCAUAUUUGUACAUUAUUAUCGAUAUUUGUAUGUGUAAUGGCCUUUUUCAACUUCUUAAUUCAUUUUAUUUUAUUUUUCCAAUUAAUUUAAUUGAUUUGUUUUUAACUCACUUCGCCUGUCUCUCCAAUUUUAAUUCUUCCCUCUUUCUAAACUCCACCAAACUGUUGGCUCGUCAAUAGCAUUCAAUAAAAUUGCUUUACCUCUUGAAUGACAAAUUCCGGCUUUUUAGCGCAUUUUCUCAUUUAUGGAAAAAAGGCGCUAUUGUGCUCGUC
Molecule: messenger RNA, 5372 nt
Organism: Hyalella azteca
Lineage: Eukaryota; Metazoa; Arthropoda; Malacostraca; Amphipoda; Hyalellidae
Exons: 18
Coding region: 108-4865 (1585 amino acids)
Molecular function (GO): phosphatidylinositol binding
Source: RefSeq, a predicted model, not a curated record